Molecule: messenger RNA, 1236 nt
Organism: Penaeus vannamei (Pacific white shrimp)
Lineage: Eukaryota; Metazoa; Arthropoda; Malacostraca; Decapoda; Penaeidae
Source: RefSeq, a predicted model, not a curated record
AUGCCGGAACAAGCGCGUUACAGCUCGACAGCGCCACUGAACCCCGCACCAAAACAGCUCAACUCACAUAAUAGUGUUGCAUCAACGGCAGCUGUUGCAAGGGGUUAUUGCACGAGGGACUCAGAGCUCGACCUUGUUUAUCGACCAUCCCACAAAUUAAUCCCUACAUUCCACCUUCAAAAGUACAAAAUUAAUCCCUACAUUCCACCUUUAAAAGUACAAAUUAAUUCCUACAUUCCACCUUUAAAAUACAAAUCCUACAUUCCACCUUUAAAAGUACAAAUUAAUCCCUACAUUCCACCUUCAAAAUACAAAUUUAAUUCCCUACAUUCCACCUUCAAAACCUGUACAAAUCCUACAUUGUACAAAAAUCCCUACAUUCCACCUUUAAAAGUACAAAAAUCCCACAUUCCACCCUUUAAAAGCACAAUUAAUCCCCUACAUUCCACCUUCAAAAAAGUACAAAUUAAUCCACAUUCAACCUUUAAAAAGCAACAAAUUAAUCCCUACAUUCCACCUUUAAAAGCACAAAUUAAUCCCUACAUUCCACCUUUAAAAGCACAAAUUAAUCCCUACAUUCCACCUUUAAAAUACAAAUUAAUCCCUACAUCCACCUUUAAAGCCAAAUUAAUCCCUACAUUCCACCUUCAAAAUACAAAUAAUCCGUACAUUCCACUUUUACCAAAUCCUUUCAAAAGUACAAAUCAAUCCCUACAUUCCACUUUUAAAAGUACAAAUGAAAAUCCCUACAAUUCCACCUUUAAACAAAUUAAUCCCUACAUUCCAACCUUUAAAAAGUACAAAAUUAAUCCUACAUAUCCACCUUUAAAAGUACAAAUAAUUAAUCCCUACAUUCCCACCUUUAAAAAAGUACAAAUUAAUCCCUACAUUCCCACCCCUUUAAAACUUAAAAUUAAUCCCUACAUUCCACCUUUAAAAGUACAAAUUAAUUCCUACAUUCCACCUUCAAAAGUACAAAUUAAUCCCUACAUUCCACCUUUAAAAAUACAAAUUAAUCCCUACAUUCCACCUUUAAAAGUACAAAAUCACAUUUCCCUACAUUCCACCUUUAAAAUACAAAUUAAUCCCUACAUUCCACCUUUAAAAGUACAAAUUAAUCCCUACAUUCCACCUUUAAAAGCACAAAUUAAUCCCUACAUUCCACCUUUAAAAGUACAAAUUAAUCCCUACAUUCCACCUUUAAAAGCACAAAUUAAUCCCUACAUUCACCUUUAA